AUGUUUGAAAUGUCAUUGCUCCUUACUCCGGUUGACUUUGAAAAGGUGACUCCCACUGUCUCUCCCUCUUUUCCCCCUUUCCCUUGCUGUCUCUGUCUUUCAGAUAAGUUGUUUGGAAAGCGGCUGCUGCAGGCUGGGAGACACAUCAUGUCUCAUAAAUCCUGGAUGAAAACAGUGCCCACAGAGAACUGUGAUGUUCUCAUGACAUUUGCAGACUUUACAGAUGACCACACGUUACUAUGGCUACUGAACCACAUCCGGCUGGGAAUCCCAGAGCUCAUCAUCCAAAUACGACACCAUAAGCACACCAGAGUGUACGCAUUCUUCAUCACCGCUACAUACGAAAAUUUGCUGCGUGGCGCUGAGGAGAUGGGCCUGAGGAAGGCGGUGAAACCAGAGUUCGGCGGGGGGACGCGCAGCUUCUCCUGCGAGGAGGACUACAUCUACGAGAACAUCGAGAGCGAGCUAUGCUUCUUCACUUCACAGGAGAGGCAGAGUAUUAUCAGAUACUGGCUGGAUAAUCUACGUGCCAAACAUGGAGAGGUUCUCCACAACAUCAACUUCCUAGAGGGCCAGCCCAUCAUCCCAGAGUUGAGCGCGAGAGGCGUGAUCCAGCAGGUGUUUCCCCUUCACGAGCAGAGGAUCCUCAGUCAGCUGAUGAAGUCUUGGGUGCAAGCUGUCUGUGAGAAACAGCCUUUAGAUGACAUCUGCGACUACUUUGGGGUGAAGAUAGCGAUGUACUUUGCCUGGCUGGGUUUCUACACCACUUCGAUGUUAUAUCCUGCUGUGAUCGGGUUCGUGCUUUGGAUGCUCACCGAGUCAGAUCAGACGAGCCGUGACAUCUGCUGUGUGGUGUUUGCCCUCUUCAACGUGGUGUGGGCCACUCUGUUUUUGGAGCGGUGGAAGAGGAGGGGUGCCGAGCUGGCGUACAAGUGGGGAACUCUGGACGCACCCGCCGAAUCUCUUGAGGAACCCCGGCCUCAGUUUCGGGGAAUCAAGCGCUGCAGCCCAGUAACAGGCUGUGAGGAGUUCUACUACCCUCCGUGGCGGAGGCGCGUGUUCAGGUGGCUGGUCAGCCUGCCCAUCUGUAUACUCUGUCUUUGCUUCGUCUUCCUGGUCAUGCUCAUCUGCUUUGAGCUGCAGGAGUUUGUCAUGGGGAUCAAGGAAAUGCCUCGGCUGGCCCGCUUCAUCCCCAAAAUCAUGCUAGCUAUCACUGUGACUGCAUGUGACGAGGUGUACAGAAAAAUUGCCUGCUGGCUCAAUGACAUGGAAAACUAUAGACUCCAGAGUGCCUAUGAGAAAAAUCUCAUCAUCAAAAUGGUUCUUUUUCAGUUUGUAAAUUCUUAUCUCAGCCUUUUUUACAUUGGAUUCUACCUCAAAGACAUGGAGCGCCUGAAAGAGAUGCUGGCCACUCUACUCAUCAUCCGCCAGUUCCUUCAAAACGUGAAGGAGGUACUGCAGCCUUACCUGUACGAGCGCCACAAGUUGGGGGAGCUCACAAUGAGAGCCGUGUGGGACCUGCUGCUCUCAGUGCUGCUGAAAUAUGCCCGGCUGGCCGCUGGAAAAGCUCAGUCCUCCCCCACUGACCAGGCCAUGCCAGGACCCGGGCUAAGAGGCACCAGGCCAGGAGUGGGACACCCAGAGCGAAGGGAAAAGAAGUGUUUGAACGGUGGAUGUGGAGUGCCUGAUGAGGAGGAAGGAGGUGAGAGGGAUGAGGCUGACAGCGGGAGGUUCAGUGAAGGGGAGACAGAGGAGGAAAGCUUGAUCGACUGCGGUCUGAAGCUGAGGAAAGUCAGCUUCAUAGAAAAGGUGGACAGAAGGCCAGCCUGUAGCGGACCCCCCAUGGAAAACAGUUUCAUGGAAGAGGGGAGCCCCACCAUGGUUGAAAAAGGAAUGGACCCCGCCUCUGUGUUUGAAAUGUGCGAUGACGACGAUGACAAUGGAAUCCACGAUGUGAAGGACUCAUCAGGGGGCGGGGCUGAGGGGAAUAACGCCGCCGCCGCCGCUUCAGCUUCAGCAGCAGCAGCUGCAGCUGCAGCAGGGGCAGCCACACUGCCCUCUGGGCCCGACGGCAGCAUAUCGCUGCGGCACAGGAGGAGAGGCCGGAGCGUGGAGAGGCCCGAGCCUAAAGCCAAAAGGGAGUCGUGGAUCGAUCCCCCCGAAGAGAGCGAGAGCACAACGCUCACUCAGGCUGAGAUGGAGAGCUGCAUGCAGACUUAUUCUGACACCUUCCAAGACUAUCAGGAGAUGUUUGUCCAGUUUGGCUAUGUGGUGCUCUUCUCCUCCGCCUUUCCCCUGGCUGCCAUGUGCGCGCUCAUCAACAACAUCAUUGAGAUCCGCAGCGAUGCCUUUAAGCUGUGCACCGGCCUGCAAAGGCCGUUUGGGGUCAGAGUGGAGAGCAUCGGCCAAUGGCAGACUGCCAUGGAAGCCAUGGGCCUCAUUGCAAUCAUUGUGAAUUGCUAUUUGAUUGGUCAGUGUGGUCAGCUGCAGCGCCUCUUUCCUUGGCUUAGCCCUGAGAUGGCCAUCAUCUCCAUAGUCAUCCUCGAGCACUUUGCGAUCCUCCUGAAGUACGUCAUCCAUGUGGCUAUUCCUGACAUUCCUACAUGGGUCAGAGAAGAGAUGGCUAAACUCGAUUAUCAACGUAGAGAGGCCUUCAAGAAGCACGAGCGGCAGGCCCAGCAGCACUACCAGCAGCUGCAGCGGAGGAAGAGGGAUGAAGAGGAGAGGCAGAGGCAGGCGGAGCACAUGGCCCGCAGGGAGAGGGAGAGGGACGACAGCAAAAGCGACUCCUCCGGGGACCACCACCACGAUAAGAACCACGGCAGCAAGUCUCGAUCCGGAGGGGGCGGGGGAGGGGCCGGCUCAUCGGACAAACCCAAGAGGCCCAGCUCGCUCCUGGCCAACAACAAUGUGAUGAAGCUGAAGCAGAUCAUCCCCCUGCAGAACAAGUUCUCCUCCAGCGGCGCCCGCUCCCCCCAGUCGCCCACCGGCAACGAGCCCAAACUCCCCGGCUUCCUGAGCUUCAAGUUCCUCAAAUCGCCCGAGAACAAGAAGGAGGGCGCCGCGAAUUCUUCUGCCGCCGCGGCCUCGUACGGCACGGCGGCGGCGGCGGCGGCGGCGUCCUCCUCAUCCUCAUCGUCAGGUAGCAGCUCACAGGAGCGUUCUCAGUCACCCAGCAAAGCCUUCAACCCCGGGAAGUUGUUUAACUUCGGGAAAUCCGAAGGAGGGGCGUGCGUGAACGGGGCUCCCCCUCCCAGAUCCGGAGAGGGAUCAUCAUCAUCAUCAUCACAGGAAAGACAAACGUCCCGCUCGGACCUGAACGGCGUUCCGGAGGAGAUCCCCUCGCCGGGAGGCGAAGGCUCGCUGAACGGACACAGCACAGACUCAGACCAGGCCAGCUCCAAAAUGUAGUGCAGGAAAACCCUGUCCCUGGUUCCAUCUCAGCUGAAGAGUCGAUGUGCUCACGGUGAGGAAAGGCCUGACGCACGCCCUCUGUGCUGUCAGAGGCCGUGCGAAACGAGGAGCAGAGAGGUAAAAACUGAAAGUGGCGAGGGAGCGCUGCGGUGUCGGUUUGCAAUUGUGCCGAGAGACAAAAAAAAAAAAAAACGGCUCUGUAAGACAGACGUAAGCCCAUCUGUCAUGACCGAAAUAUAACACAUACACACACCUUCAGACACAAAACACGGAUAUUCUUCCUUGUCUGCAAUACAUAAAGAAAUGCAUGAGCUGCGUUUCUAUUGUUUUUUUUAGCCUUUCAAGCAGAGAGCUUAGUUUCCUCAUUUCUUCUUGUCAAAGGUUGUAACAUCUCAGUGGCCUCGCACCCAGACAACAACCCGUCAUGGAGAAAAUGUAUUAAAACAACACAUCCAAUGGUAUGAAAAAAUUGCAGAUUGUAUAUCGAAUAUCUGAGUUUUUUUUUCUUUUUCUUUCUCAUUUACCCGUCAUAGCAAGAAAUCAUUAGAUAUCCCUCUCAUUUUCAAGUAUGAAAUUCCUUGGGCCUGUCACUUUUAUAAUGAGGCAGAAAAAAAGGAAAAGCAAUAUUGAGCCGUGUUUUGAUGAUCCUUAUCACGGCAGAAGCCUCCAUCUAUAAUCGUUGCUGAUAGAUCACCAACUGUACUUUGUAAGCAGCGGUGAUGUCUCAGCUUUCAGCUUUGCUCCCUCCCUGUGGAUUAUUUGUCUGAAAAGAAAGUCGAGUUGUCACUACCAGUAUUUUUCCUAAGAGAUACAAAAGAAAGAAGUUAAGGGGAGAAAAACAAAAACUAGUUGAUGGAGGUAAUCUUUGAGAAAGUGGAGCAUGGGCGCCUGUUGCGUGCCGUUCUCCAUCCAAGCCCGGAGAACGCCUUGUAAACACAGAUGGUGCUUCGCUCCACACACUCCAGCCAGACUUGGCAAGUGAGUAUAAAAUUAAAGCAGUAACGCUUGCACUAAACCCUGACGACACAUCUCUCCCUUCAAGGGAGAGGCCUGAAGCCAGCCAGCCCAAUUAAAUUAUGCAAAAGCUGGAUUCUUUUGUUUCCUCUUUUUAUUCCCUCCUUUCACAUACUGAAAGUAGCUUCUCAUCCUUCUUUACUUUCAACAAGUAUGUAAUUACACAAUAUUCAGAGGAGCUUCGUCUUUGGUUCUCAUUCAUUACAUAAGUUUUAGAAAGAUCUUUUGGAGUUUUUUGCUUUCAUUUACUAAAGUGAAACGACGAUGCACAGCAUUCUACAAAAGAUGAAGGCACUAAAUUAUAAAGAUCAUGAGUGAAGGAUGUGAUUAAAACUAAAUAAGCUUUUGGAAUUAGGUUGAUAAAUACCCUUUGUCUUACAGGACCCAGACGGUGAGGUUAUUUCAAGCGUAUUAGACCCUUUGCCACAUUUCCUAGAUGUUGUACUGGUCACGUGACGUCACACUGACUCAUGACGUGUCGCUGAAAGGGCCAAAACCAUUGUUUGUUUGUUCUAAAAGCUCCAAACAUUAUGAAGUGCUCAAAUCUUUUGUAAUAUAUUGUCUUUCUAUUAUGUAAAAGACAGUUCCCUCAUGUAAGCCCAUCGUCUAACAUUUAUGAGUACGUCAAUUCUGCUGUGUCUCCAGAAGGUGGUGCCAGUUUGUCAGCCUGUACAAAAAAAAAAGAAAAAGAGAAAAAAAAACUGGUUCAAAUCCAAGAUUUUUGCUCUGCCCGUAAAAUCAGUCGCUUUUCAUUGUCAGUGUCAGGCUGCACUUUUGAAGUGGAAUGCAUUAUCCGGGAACAGGAUGGCAUACUGAGAAAUGGCCGUUGCACUGUACUGUGGUUUGGAAGACAGGAACAUUAACUAUGCAUUUCCACACAUUUUCUUCUGGUAAAGAUUUUUGGCAAUAAUGCUGGGUUGAAGUUGACCUGCGAGACAGUCACUCUGAACUAACAUACCGCGCUGCAAUUCCAGCAGCCCCAUUCCCAGCUCAUUCUAUGCAUCCUUUCUCCAUGUCCCUUUGUUGUUGAUGUCUUUUUGUUUGUUUUUCGCUCACUCUCAGAGAUCUCCUUUCUCAUAUGGAGAUUUUAAAAAAUCUGCACUGACCCAGAGUUAAAAUGAUUUAAUUGAUUGACCAUUGUGGGUUCAGAUUUACUCUUUAAAUGUAUUUUGCUCUACAUUAACGUUAUCGUUUAUGUCAUUUUGCCAAACACCUGCAGAAAGGAGAGACUUGAAGUACUUUCACUGGCAGACAAAAAAAAGCUAACGCAAUACAGGAAUGAGCAGGAAUACACAUCACAGCCUACAGUGUGUUGCUCAUUUUAAAGCUAAAAAAUGUCAUGUAAUCUUUUCUGAUUGUACUUACAGGCCAGCAAAGGGACAUUGUUCAUGACAACAGCUAUCAGUCUCUAGCAAUUGUAUCGUUUCAGAAUUUGGAGUUCAGGAAUAAGCGACAUCAUCAUGCAAUACUGUCCAUUCUUCAUUUGAAAAUCUGUGCAGAAAAUGAACAAGUGAAAUCGGGCGAUGGAGAUCUGGGCACCUGCUGCUGGAAUUUGGUCAUAUCCUGAUGUGUAAAGUUCCACCUUAUCAGCGAUGGAUAUGGAAUUAAAAAAAAAAGGUUUAUUUGUGGCAGCUGCAUGAUAUUUAGAACUUUAAUAGAAAACAUCAUCCUGUGUCUAAAACAGUGCUAUCAGACUAAUUGGGCAAAGCACAGGUAUCCAUUGAAUGAAGAGAGCAGCUCGGGCCACUGAGACCCAUCACGCAUUACUAAUUCAACAUCGAACGAGCAGUAGUUCUAUAAAAAUGUCCAGUCUUAACUUCCCUUUUCCAACAUGAUAAGUUUAAUGUGAAAAUACUGAGAAAGGACCGAAUGGGUUUAGUAAAUGUCUGGUGUUCUGGAUUUUCGGUUGGAUGUGAACAGGUGAUAUUCUCACCACAGCUACAUUGAAACCUGAUCCAAACCUCACAAUCAAGACAUUUUCAUGGAAGCUUCACUGACAGAACAUCACACGCUCUUCCAAUGUACAACUGUACAAAAAAAUCUUUUAAAGAAAAAUACUGGGAAAUGGGAGUAUUUAUUUCUUUUAAUUUAUUUUGUCAUAUUUUUGUAAACUCUGGAAAUAGUUAAUAAAACUCUUGCAAAUGCA
Molecule: messenger RNA, 6574 nt
Organism: Menidia menidia (Atlantic silverside)
Lineage: Eukaryota; Metazoa; Chordata; Actinopteri; Atheriniformes; Atherinopsidae
Source: the annotation of a GenBank genome assembly